UAUACACACACCAAAUAAUAAAUAAUAGAAGACCCUUAUCUUCACUUUACUGCAUGGCUUCCACAGUGUUCUCACACCCUCCUCCUCUUAAUCUCCACACAUAUCCACAGUUUUCCAUUCAGAAGAAGCAGUUUUUGUUUUCCCUGAGAUGCACAUCCUCCACUCCGGAGGCAGAUUUUCCCACCCCAGAUCCUUCCUUCAGCACAGUGAACAGUCCAGAGUCUUUCCCCAUUGAGAAGAGAAGGAGAUCAGAGAUAGUGAGAGAGAGAAGAGGGAGCAAAGAGCUUGCACAGCCAGAGCCACCAAACUUUGAGAUAGGGUGGAAGAGGACCAAAGAGAUCAACUUAGAGAGGCCAAUAGGGCAUGUCAUAGCUGAUUUUCUUGAGAAGCUGGAGACCCUCAUGGGGAAGGAGUAUGGUUCCACAGAGCUUCUGGCAAAGGUGGGAGAGAUUGUGGCUGAGAGGGCAAGAGAGGAGGCUGAGGUUCUCAGAGAUGAAGGCAAAGUGGAGGAGAGAAUGGUGACUGAACUCUUUAGAGUGUUGAAGCUCAUGGAGAUGGAUUUGGCCAUGGUGAAGGCUGCUGUCAAGGAAGAGACUUUGGGAGAGAGGCUUGAACAGGCCAAGGCUAGGGGCAGGCAAGCCAUACUUGUUGCUUAUUCCUUUUGAAUUCAACUGUUUCAUGGGAAUUUUGUCACUUUGGUGAUACAAUGUAAACAACUUGAAAGUAGUACUGAUGAAUGUUUUGUUCAGUGAGAAAUGAUACCAAUACACCUUUUGUCACUAUUUUAAACACUUUCUUUUGACACUCAUGGAAAUAUAUUGGAAAAUACAAAAUUUGGUAUGUUUUACAUUCAAUUUAAUCAUUCUUUCACAUGAUUUUGUGAUUUUUAACAAAUUUUAACCAAUAAAAAUGUGUUAGAGAGUGUUGGUUAGCACUAAUUUGCUCAAUUGUAUCCCUCAUCUGACAUUUUAUAAUCAUUACCUUCUUUUACUGAGAGAUGA
This is a messenger RNA of Cajanus cajan (pigeon pea), 1001 nucleotides long. RefSeq names its product protein CHLORORESPIRATORY REDUCTION 41, chloroplastic. The record is from RefSeq and is a predicted model, not a curated record. NCBI's taxonomy places the organism in Eukaryota, Viridiplantae, Streptophyta, Magnoliopsida, Fabales, Fabaceae.